Molecule: messenger RNA, 731 nt
Organism: Thlaspi arvense
Lineage: Eukaryota; Viridiplantae; Streptophyta; Magnoliopsida; Brassicales; Brassicaceae
Source: the annotation of a GenBank genome assembly
AUGAAUUGGGCUGGGAAAAUUAUUGCGCAAUUGAUUGUGGUGGGUUCUGGGAUAUUGGGUCGUGCUUUCUUCCAAGCAUAUCGUCAGGCAAUUGCAAAUGCGUCUAAGUCUGGCGUUGCGCAGGAGGCGAUGCAGAACACAGUACGUAAAGCAGGGAAAGCCAUCAAUGAGCAAGAGGCUAGGCAGAUUCUUGGUGUAACCGAGAAGACCUCAUGGGAAGAGAUAUUACAGAAAUACGACAAACUGUUUGAGAAUAACGCGAAAGCUGGGAGCUUUUACCUUCAAUCUAAAGUUCUCCGAGCCAAAGAAUGUCUUGAAGUUGUGUACAGGAGCAAAGCCAACGGUACACCUAGUUAAGAUUUUACUCUUCUUCUUUUUUUCUUACAGAUUCAAAAAUUCUUGCUCUUUAUGUAAAAUCAAAGACGAUAUCACUGUUCUUUGAGAUGAUGUGGAUCUUUAAAAAACGGCCAUAGUUUUCUUCACCCAUUCAUUAGUAAUAACGAAGACGGCUUGCUCUGUUAUGGAUCAGUGUCAAUGAACCUCUUAAAAUUAGAAUGGAUUGUUCUAUGCGUGUAUGUUGUAUCGUUCACUCCUAAGAACAGACUCUUUUUAGAGUUUCGUUUCUGUUUUUGAUUCUGAUUGGAAACUGGGAUAAUAUACUGUUUCUUAUGUAAAUGCUUGAUAAAGCUAAAUCUCAGAUUAUCUAUAAGCUAAAAAGUGUGAAUUGAUGA